This is a messenger RNA of Diaporthe amygdali, 609 nucleotides long. RefSeq lists its product as uncharacterized. The record is from RefSeq and is a predicted model, not a curated record. The coding region runs from base 1 to 609 and encodes 202 amino acids. NCBI's taxonomy places the organism in Eukaryota, Fungi, Ascomycota, Sordariomycetes, Diaporthales, Diaporthaceae. The transcript is spliced from 2 exons.
AUGAAGCUAUCCUCAAUCGCCUCAAGCCUUCUGGGCCUGCUUUCAACGCAGGAGCCCGGCAAUGUACCAAGCCACACCCAGGGCAACUCGCCAUCAGUCUACAUACUCCAGACCACACCGCAGGCCACGAGAGCUUCGACCAAAGCACUGCAAGCACUUGGCUACAGCCGAGCCUGCGACGAGGCCCAGCCACAGUGCAGCCAGACGGAGCUCACAUACUCUGAGCUCAGCACGAGUGAGGACAUUCUGGACGCCUUCAGGCCCAACGGGGAGUCGAAGUUCAUCAUACCAUGGGACUUUCGGGUCGAGCACCGAUCCCAGGUCCAAGGCUACCAGACGAAGUCUCCGCGAGAUCAAAUAUCUGCCAACGAGACGGCCGCGCGUGCUGAGUCGGUCCAGGCCUUUUUCUCACAGGCUAAGAACUCGCAUCGGCUGUUAGAGUUGGACGUGUACGCGUCGGGACAAGGCGUGGAGCAGGACAAGUGGAUAGACUUGUGUUCGUUCUUGGGUCUGGGUUAUAGCAUGGUUGAGAGGCAGAAGCUAUGCAUGGCUUUUCUCUACGGCUGGUUGCACGAAUUGAACAAUAUCGGCAAAGUCAACACGGAUUGA